CCCUACCCCUGCCCCCAGUGCGGCAAGAGCUUCGGCCAGAGCUCGGACCUGCUGCAGCACCAGCGCACCCACACCGGCGAGCGCCCCUUCGCCUGCGCCCAGUGCGGCAAGGCCUUCAGCAAGGGCUCGACCCUCACCGGGCACCAGCGCAUCCACACGGGCGAGCGGCCCUUCGCCUGCCCCGCCUGCUGCAAGCGCUUCCGCCACAGCUCCCACCUCACCGCCCACCUGCGGGUGCACGCCCGGGAGCGGCCGCUGUAAGCCAGAGAGAUCCCUGGCCCUGCUCCCCGUCCCUGCCCCACGGGUCCCACCGCACCGCCCACCUCUGUGCACGCCCGGGAGUGGCCACUGUGAGCUGGAGACCCCCGGCCCUGCCCCCCUGGUCCUACCUGACCUCCCACCUCUGUGCACGCCCAGGAGCGGCCGCUGUGAGCCGGAGAGAUCCCCGGCCCGGCUCCCACCACACUACCCACCUCUGUGCACGUCUGGGAGUGGCUGCUGUGAGCUGGGGGAGCCCUGGGAGGUGCCAUGUACUGCCCCACAGCCACAUUAGAGGGCGCAUGCCCAGGAGAGGUAGCCCUGAGACAUGGCUCCCCCCAGCUCUGUGAGGGGAGUGGGGGCUGGUGGGUUAGAGCCAGGGGCGGGGAGCCAGGACUCCUGGGUUCUCUCCCUGGCUCUGUUUUACAUUCUCCGAUCCUGACUCUUAGCACUGAUUUCCCUCUGUCCCUGAGGACCUGACCCUGGGGUUUGUCCCUGCGGGGGCUGCCCCCCAGUUUUGCCUGGGCUCCCUAGGGCUGCUUUUAGAGGUCAUAGGCUGGAGGCGGACGCGGGCACUACAGGCCCAGGGCAGGGCCCUGCUCCCGGAGUCAGGUUAUUACGGCAGAGUCUCAGCUUGCAUUUAACAAAUGCUGUCAGCUCUCUUGGAUGUGGAGAAAUGCACCAAAACGUGACCCUGCCGCCUGCCUGAGUGUGCCGAGAGCCUGAACCCGGUGCUGCGAGGGGGCAGCUGUCCUGAGUGUGCCGGACGCAGUGACACUGCUUGAGUCUGCACAGAGCCUGCGCCUGUCCCUGCGAGGGGGGGAUCUCCUCCUGCCCCACUGCUUGGGGCACCCAGCAGACGGGGAAGUGGCAGGAACACGUGGCUUUCCCUGUUCCCCUGGGGUGACGCGGGGGAGGUCCCGGGGUGUGGGGCGGGGGCCAGUCAGCGCUCGGCUGUGCCCAAUGGUUCGCAGAGAGUGGCUGAGUGCGCGCAGGCCCCUGCGUGGCCAUUCGUGCCCAGCCCCACGGCGGCUCAUUCCCCACCGGGGAGUCCGCGCAAAGGGG
Molecule: messenger RNA, 1323 nt
Organism: Terrapene triunguis (Three-toed box turtle)
Lineage: Eukaryota; Metazoa; Chordata; Testudines; Emydidae
Product: zinc finger protein 358-like
Exons: 1
Biological process (GO): regulation of transcription by RNA polymerase II
Molecular function (GO): RNA polymerase II cis-regulatory region sequence-specific DNA binding; DNA-binding transcription factor activity, RNA polymerase II-specific
Source: RefSeq, a predicted model, not a curated record